AAGAGGUCUGGGGAGCAUUUAUAAGACAUUUGCGAAGUGGACCAGCAAGUAGAAGCUUCGGAACCAGAUUUCGACAAGCUCAAAGAUGAGCGGAGCAGCCGUGUCCCUGUGCCUGUUUUUCCUCCUGUCUGUAUGCUCAGCGUGCUACAUCUCUAACUGUCCCAUUGGCGGGAAACGGUCCAUCAUGGAUGCCCCACUACGGAAGUGCAUGUCAUGCGGUCCCGGAGAUAGGGGCCGUUGCUUUGGUCCCAACAUCUGUUGUGGGGACACCUUCGGUUGCCUGCUGGGCUCCCCAGAAACUGCACACUGCCUGGAAGAGAGCUACCUGCUCACCCCUUGUCAGGCUGGGGUCAAGUCCUGCGGCUCUGAGGGAGGACGCUGUGCGGCUUCUGGUCUCUGCUGUGACGCCGAGAGCUGCGCCGCAGACCAGUCGUGUCUUAUGGAUCAGGAGGCGGAUGAUCAACUGGGCCAAUACGACGGCGGCGACCCAAGUGACAUCAUCGUAAGGCUGCUCCAUCUGGCUGCUCACGCCUCUCCUCAACGACUCGGUCAGUGAGUUGACACCAAGGGGCGCCCUGUAGAUCUUUAGUGCACAUUAUUAGUUGCCCAUUUGAGCCUCAAGUCUAUCUAUUUUUAUGUAAUAAAAUGAAAUGGAUGCUGACAAUCAUCCGGCUAUCUUAGAUGUUGAAAAUAAA
This is a messenger RNA of Corythoichthys intestinalis (scribbled pipefish), 695 nucleotides long. Its product is annotated as isotocin-neurophysin IT 1-like. Bases 86 to 556 code for a protein of 156 amino acids. Gene Ontology annotation, cellular component: extracellular region; secretory granule. The record is from RefSeq and is a predicted model, not a curated record. The transcript is spliced from 4 exons. NCBI's taxonomy places the organism in Eukaryota, Metazoa, Chordata, Actinopteri, Syngnathiformes, Syngnathidae. Gene Ontology annotation, molecular function: neurohypophyseal hormone activity.